AUGGCCCCUGCUCUGGGACGCAAAGGCCGCACCGCAUCGCGCUGCGGCCGCUCCGCCAAGCUGCUCCCCGCAGUUGCCCAUCGGGCCACCCGCGUCGGCCCAUGCCCACCCCCGUGCUACCACGGCACCACCCGACCUACCCAGCCUAUGGACGACAAUCAAUCCAAUCAGACCAAUCUAUCCUUUCGAGACUUCCCAGCCAAUCCCAAUGGAAUCGUCCGCAGGAAGCUCUAUAAGCCGGCUUCCGACUUACAAUUCGAUCUCGAGAUGGCAAGGCGUGCAUCGAAAAUUACCGGCGAUAAACCAGUUGAUGAGGCUUCAGACCAACUGCGUCCGGCAGAAGCCGUCAAAAGUGAACUGAUCGAAUUUGGACUCAGUAGUCAACAACCUGCAAUCGAUGAGCAAACUUUAGAGCAAUUAUCAAUCCCGCCACCCCUCAAAUACCGGCUAAGCCUAGAGCGCGAACUAAGGUCGGAUGCAAUAUUCAUUUACAAUCGAUCGAUCGCCCUGUUGAAGACCGAACAGAUCAUCUCACAUGUCCUCCAACUUCUCACCGGUCGAAAGACAACAUUCAACCAUCUCGAAUGGGUUGAUGAUUUCUCCUGCGUGCUGGCGUUCGCCUCAGAGGCCGAUGCCAUCGAAGCUUUCACCGGCCUUCUGGUCAGACCGGAUGAGGUAGAAGGCGAAAACGGACUACCGGAAGCUUUUGCUUAUCUCUCAUCUCGGGAUUCGACCCCUGAGGUUUAUGCCGCUGCUUACGAAUUCGUCUGCGCCCACCGUCCCGCCAAACCUUUCUCAGAGCGCUUAUUUGAAGCCAAUCGCAAGAACAACUUCUUCCAUCCUACCCAGCCUGCGCAGUUGAUCCCUUUCGUCCGAUUCGCAACUAGCACUGAUGUCAAGGAUUCGCGGGCCAGAAAACAAAGCAUGUUCUAUGCUCUUAAUGGCGCCGGAGCGGGUCAGGAAGGGGUCUUGGCCGAGUCAGCGGGACCGAUCUUUUCGGCGACCAACCAACGAAGAAACCCUUCACUUAGCCAGCGGGCAUCUCCCAACCUACCUAACAUAUUCGAUCACCUGCCCGCACAUCCAGUGACCCAUCAACUUCCGAAAAAUCCCUUGCCGAAACGAGCCUCCAAGCCCAAGGUCACAAAAGCCAGACCCGCCAAGUUGGGCGAAUUGGACGACGAACUUGCGCGGUUCAUGACCAAAACGAUCGAGGUGAAGCCGUCCCCAGACCCAAGUCCAAAACGAAGAAUGCUGUCACCCUCGGCGAUCAAGCCAUCCGUUGAACUACUUCCAGAUCGACCAGAAACGUGCGGAGGAAACUUACGAGAUGAGAUCUUUGAAGCCGAGCAACUGAUAACAGAUUUCCAGGACGUCAAGCCCAAACCGGAAGUCAAGAACGAAGCAGGCUUGGGAGCCAAUAAGCAAGUUCAGCCCUUACAAUCUGAAGACAUAUCGACAACGGACGACGCGCAGGCCUCGUUUGCUCGCCCACUUCAAAACGCAGAAGCUGGAGAUCAGGACCAAAACAUGACCGAUGUCGAAAAUCCAUCCCAACUCAUCCAGGAUCCCACUCUACCAACCUCUGAUAUUCCUCCUCGUGUUCCAAAACCUGAACCGAAAACCAGGGGCGGCCGUUGGGGUCCUUUGUUCAGUCGACUAUGUUGA
Puccinia triticina is the source of this 1668-nucleotide messenger RNA. RefSeq lists its product as uncharacterized. Bases 1 to 1668 code for a protein of 555 amino acids. Lineage: Eukaryota; Fungi; Basidiomycota; Pucciniomycetes; Pucciniales; Pucciniaceae. The transcript has 5 exons. The record is from RefSeq and is a predicted model, not a curated record.